AUGCGCCGCACCCCGAAGCGCCCGGACGGGCCGCGCAAGGACGUUCCGCCCUCGCCGUUCACGGCCUUCGCGAACAACCUGUCGCCCAUCCGGCCGCCCCGGAAGGACUUCCCCUACACCAUUCGGGACAUCCAGUCCCCGGCCAAGCAGCUCCUGCAGUCCCCGGCCUUCAAGGAGCGCGACGCCGACAUGUUCACGCCCCUGCGGAACUCCGCGGCCCGCCCCGCGCGCGCGGCGCGCUGCCACGCCCGCCCGACCCCCCUCGCUGCCGCCACGCCGACGCCGACGCCGCCGCUCUUCCUGGGGGAGCCGGACGCGCCGCUCCCGGAAGCCACGCCCGCGCGGCGCCUCGCGACCUUCCUGCGCGAGGGCCAGGGCCAGCGCGACGGCGCGGAGCCCGUCGAGGACCUCCGCGGCGCGCUGCGCGAGGCGGUGCAGUCGCCCGACCGCGGCGAGCGCCACAUCACGGUCGGCCCGGACGUCCAGGCGCCGCCGACGGUGGUCCGGCAGGCGCUGAUCCGGCAGAUCGGGUUCGCCGCGGACCGCUCGCGCAAGUCGCUGUCGUUCCAGGUCCCCGACGCGGCGCCGGCGCCGGCGCCAGCGCCAGCGCCAGCGCCGCUGUCGCCCGCCGGCGCUGGAGGCGGCCGCGGAGCGCGGGGGUGUCGCGGGCGGGCCGGACGCAGCGCCCGCGCCGGCCGCUGGGCUCGGAGUCGCCGGACGCGCGCGGCGCGGACGCCGCGGGUCGCCGGCGACGCCGCAGGGCGCGGGCGGCCGGCGCAGGCGCCGCUGGCUGCCCCGCACGGCAGCGGCCCCCCGCACACGAUCCCGGUGACUCCCGGCACGGUGCUCCUGUCGCACGUCGGGCACGCGGCGGCCGGGCACGCCGCGGCGGCCCCGGCGCACGUCGAGGACCGGCGCGCGUCGAUAGGCACCAAACGGGCUCUGCGGUGCAACUGCAAGAAGUCGCGGUGCCUGAAGCUGUACUGCGACUGCUUCGGCGCGGGGCAGUACUGCCAGGGCUGCUCGUGCAUCGGGUGCCUCAACAACGUCGAGUCGGCGGAGAUCGUGGAGGCGGCGCGGCGCGAGGUCAAGGCGCGCAACCCGGACGCGUUCGAGCCGCGGCUGAUCCGCGCGGAGGACGGGACGCGGCACAAGAAGGGCUGCCGGUGCAAGAAGUCGCACUGUCUGAAGAAGUACUGCGAGUGCUACUCGGCGGGGGUCAAGUGCUCGGAGGCAUGCAAGUGCGAGAACUGCUUCAACCGCGGGGAGGGCGAGAACGGCGGGGACAAGCCGGGCACCGCGCCCUCGCGCAAGUCCAACAGGAAGGCCACCGACGUCCGGGCGCCGCAGAACGCCGAGCCCGUGCGUUACACCGGCGUCAAGUCAGAUGUCUGCCACGGAGGACCGGGGACGCAGCUGCCGGUCGUCACAAUGGCGCAUGCGAUUCCCCGCAGCUAG
Molecule: messenger RNA, 1458 nt
Organism: Pedinophyceae sp. YPF-701
Lineage: Eukaryota; Viridiplantae; Chlorophyta; Pedinophyceae
Source: the annotation of a GenBank genome assembly